Arabidopsis thaliana (thale cress) is the source of this 1896-nucleotide messenger RNA. RefSeq names its product Cysteine/Histidine-rich C1 domain family protein. The transcript has a single exon. Bases 1 to 1896 code for a protein of 631 amino acids. Lineage: Eukaryota; Viridiplantae; Streptophyta; Magnoliopsida; Brassicales; Brassicaceae. The record is from RefSeq and is marked reviewed.
AUGAACCCAGUCGGUGAAUUUCGUGAGGAAGAAAUUGAUGGAAAAACGUUUUUCUUAUACAAUUCUUCAACCUCCUCCGGUGAAGACAUCCCUCUCCAACCUCUUUUCCUUUGUCCUCUCUUACGUGUCAAAACUCACAGCCAAAAAGAUCCGGAGGCUAAUUAUGAUGACCAAGGCUUUGUCCUGUUCGAUAUUUCCCCUCACUUCCCAAGCGCUGAUCCACAAGUCCACUAUAUGCUUGAUUCUCACAACCGCGGUCUUAUCUGUAAGCUCCCUGUUCUCCCUCUCUUUUGGUGCAACAAUAAAGAACCUAAUGGUGCCGACUUCUGUUGUAGUGCAUGCAAAAUCACAAAUCUUGGCACAGCCUACUAUUUUUGUACCACAUGUCGUAAAAAGUUCCACAAAGAAUGUGUGGAGUCUCCACUUGAAAUCAAACAUCCUUCCUAUCCUUUUCAAUCUCUCCAACUUUAUAGUUCUCCCUUUGCCCUUGUGAAUUGCAUUUGUUGUGAUAUAAGUUUCCAAGACAUGAUUUAUCAUUCUUCUACUUACAAACUGAGUAUGCAUCCUGUUUGUGCGAUGAAACCAGUACCCUCUUUUAUAGACCACACAAAAAGACAUCCCCACCCUCUCACUUUUUCCCCUAGCAAAGCUUUCUUACCUUGCAAUGUUUGCGGCCUGAUUAAAGAAUCUAUUCUCACCUAUGUUUGUGUUCCAUGUGACUUUGUAGUCCAUCAAGAUUGUAUCUAUUUCCCGCAUAUCAUAAAAAUUUCUCGUCACCACCACCGUAUCAUUUUUACCUCUUCUCUUCCAUCUGCAAAAUGGUCUUGCGGAGUCUGUCGUGGAGAGGUUGACAAUCAUUAUGGUGCCUACUCUUGCAACAAGUGUGGUGAUUAUUUUGUUCAUACAAGAUGUGCAUUGAGAAAAGACGUGUGGAAUGGAGAAGAUCUCGAGGGAAUACCGGAAGAGCCUGAGAUGGAUGUUGAGCCAUACGAGACGAUAACCGAUGCAAUUAUACUCCAUUUUUCUCAUGACCAUCAUCUAAAACUCGAGAUCAAUAGAGUUUACGAUGAAAACAAGUUUUGUCAAGCGUGCAUCCUUCCAAUCUAUGAGGGUACUUACUAUUCAUGUAUGGAUACAUGUGACUUCAUUCUACACGAAGCAUGCGCUAAUGCCCCUCGAAAGAAACACCAUCCGUUGCAUCCUCACCCGCUUACGCUUAAGGUCGUCAGUAUUGGAUACGAUCAUUACAGAAGAAGAGGGAAUUACUUCGAAUGUCGUGCUUGUAGGCGUCAAAGUUGUGGUUUUGUUUAUGAUAGUCUGGGUUUCUCACUUGAUUUGCGCUGUGCCUCGGUUUUCGAACCAUUUGAAUAUCAAGGCCACGAGAAUCCCUUAUUCCUAGCCUUAGAGCCAGAUGAAGAAAAAGCGGUGAUAUGUCAAAUCUGCCAAGAAGAUGGUGAUGGAAAUAACUAUAUUAGAAAACUAAAUUGCAUGGAAUGCAAGUACAUUAUAUGUUUCAGGUGUGCUACCUUGCCAUACAAGGCAAAGUACAAGCAUGACAAACAUUUCCUCACAUUUCGGGAAGGGAAAGAGGGAAGUGAUCAAUUAGACUGGUGUGAGGUAUGCGAAAAGAAGUUAGUAUACUCAAGAAAAGGUGGGUUCUAUGCGUGUGAUGACUGCUGCGCCACUCUCCAUGUUAAUCGUUUGCUUGGGAGAGAUGAGUAUAUGCUGAAACCUGGUCAUACUGUAAUGAAUUAUAGGUCAAACAUUCAUAUUCUUCCCAACAAUACCAUGACUCGACCAUUCUGCCAUGGUCAUAAAGAAGAUCGUUGUCCACACAAAGUAGUUUUCAAAUGGCAUGACAUGACAUUUUGCUCUUACAGUUGUUCGAUGCAUUAG